AUGAUGGCAAAAAACCACGGCGUUGAAUCCAGCGGAGGAAAGAUCGUUUCGGAUUCGUCGUCACCGUUCGAUUCCUUACCGGAGGAUUGCAUUUCCAAGAUAGUCUCCUUCACAAGUCCACGUGAUGCUUGCGUCGCCGCUACGGUUUCCAAAGCCUUUGAAUCUGCGGCCAAGUCAGAUGUCGUGUGGGAUAACUUCCUUCCGCCAGAGUAUGAAUCUCUGGUUCCGUCAUUUCGUCAUUUCUCAUCCAAGAAUGAGAUGUACUUCGCUUUAUGCGAUGAGCCUGUUCUCAUCGAUGAUGGUGCAAAGAGCUUUUGGUUAGAGAAAGCAAGUGGGAAGAGGUGUAUCAUGUUAUCUGCGAUGAAUCUCUCAAUCAUUUGGGGAGAUAUUCCACAGUAUUGGGGAUGGAUUACAAUUCCUGAAGCUAGGUUUGAAAGCGUUGCGAUUCUUCGCAAUGUAUGUUGGUUUGAGAUUCGAGGCAGAGUGAAUACUCAUGUCCUAACUCCAGGAACUCGUUACUCGGCUUACAUUGUGUUUAAGAAAGCGUAUUGUUAUGGCUUUGAUGAUGUGGCUAUAGAAGCUGGAGUUGGCGUUGGGGGUCAUGAAGCUUCUACAAGAACCAUAUGCUUCAAUACAGAUGUGGAUGAUGAGCCUGAGGCGGGAUGGAUCUACCCUGAGGAGAGGAAAGAUGGUUGGAUGGAGAUAGAGCUUGGGGAAUUUUUCAAUGGAGAGGGUGUAAUGAAGGGUGAUGAAAUUGAGAUGAGUGCUUUAGAGACUAGGGAGCUUGGUUGGAAGCAUGGCCUCAUCAUUCAAGGAAUUGAAAUCCGUCCUGCAGAUAUCCAGUAAAGAGCAUUCAUCUAUAUUGGUAUCCUUGUCCGCUGGUUAUAUGAUUGAAUGAGAGGUACAAUUCAAUUGAUAAACAAGUGUGUUCAAUUGUGUUUGUUAUAUAAUCAUUAACAACUUUGAUAGAGGUUGAAUCCUUUUUUUUUUCUUUUGAUAGAGGUUGAAUCCUUGUUAGUUGGUAUAUGUAAAACCCGUUUUAACCGGUACAAGAGUUGUUUGGUCAAAUGAUUAAAUAGAUGCUGAGUAUGCU
Molecule: messenger RNA, 1093 nt
Organism: Eruca vesicaria subsp. sativa (arugula)
Lineage: Eukaryota; Viridiplantae; Streptophyta; Magnoliopsida; Brassicales; Brassicaceae
Source: the annotation of a GenBank genome assembly